Messenger RNA from Pocillopora verrucosa, 692 nucleotides. NCBI's taxonomy places the organism in Eukaryota, Metazoa, Cnidaria, Anthozoa, Scleractinia, Pocilloporidae. The record is from RefSeq and is a predicted model, not a curated record.
AUCCAGUCCAAUCAUUGCAGAAGCACUGCAGUUGCUGCAAGACAACCUGGUUUGGAUUGUUACCUGUUCUUAAGAAGUCCUGAACAGGCAGACCAUGGAUAUUGGUUGUAAAGGAAACCUGUUUUUAAACAAAUUGGUUGGAAGUCAAAUUAUUGUUGUUCCUCAGCUUCAGUACAAAUCUGGCCUUAAACAAAUAAUGGAGAAAAUGUCUGAAAAAUUGGAGGAACAGGGCUCAUCAGCUUAUCUGAUUGAAGUUGGAGGCUCCUCUUACAUGGGGAUGUUUGGUUACUUAACAGCAUUUCAAGAAAUGAAAGGUCAGAAUAUGCUGGAGAAUUUUGAUGACGUUGUGGUUACAGUUGGCAGUGGUGGAGGGGCAUCAGGAAUUGCCAUUGGUAACUAUUUGACAGAAUCAAAACUCAAGUGUCAUGCAGUGAAUGUGUGUGAUGAUGCAGCAUAUUUUUACCUGAAAAUCAAUGAAGACCUUCAAAUAGGAUUCAUUCGAAAUUGCUUGAUUACCAAAUGAAAACACGAUCUAAAUUUUUCUUAACCAUUUACAUUCGAAUUUGCACCUUACGAACCAUGUAAUCUUUUUAUCGGUUAAUGAAGAGGACAUUGUGAAGAUAUCCAGAACAACUGGUAUUAUGGUGGACCCCGUGUAGAACGUCAAAGCCAUUAGAGGAAUGCUACACGAG